This is a messenger RNA of Anopheles aquasalis, 2424 nucleotides long. RefSeq lists its product as uncharacterized. The record is from RefSeq and is a predicted model, not a curated record. Gene Ontology annotation, molecular function: serine-type endopeptidase inhibitor activity. NCBI's taxonomy places the organism in Eukaryota, Metazoa, Arthropoda, Insecta, Diptera, Culicidae.
AUGGUUACAUCACCAUCUCUAAAGAAGAUCAGAAUUUCCAGGCCCUUGAUCCUUGAUUUAUCCUUGAGUGACACUCAGUAUGUGCAACAGUCCAACGAUUUCGCAUUCCAGCUGUACAAACAUGUAAGUGCACAGGCGCGUGACGGAAAUGUGGUGUUUUCUCCGCUUUCGAUCAGUGCCUGCCUAUCACUGGCCGCCAUGGGAGCCGGUGGACAAACGGCUGAAGAAAUGUUUAGCGGAUUGCGCUACGGAAAAUCCAAUCAGAAGCAGCAAGUUGCCGACUGGUACGGACGACUCAUGGAGCACCUGGCCAAUGAUACAUCUAUUUCUCUGGCCAACAAGCUGUACGUCAAAGAGGGAUCCAAAGUGAAACGUUCCUUCCAAGAGGUGGCCACCACCAGUUUCCAAUCGGAGGUCCAGGAGCUCAAUUUCGCUCAGAGUCAGAUCGUCGCCAAAACCAUCAACGAUUGGGUGGAAAGUAAGACGAACAACAAAAUCAAGGAUCUUAUCACGUCCGAUGCGUUGGAUGCGCUCACCCGUAUGGUGCUUGUCAAUGCGGUUCAUUUUCACGCGAAAUGGAAACAUCAGUUCGAACCAUUCGAUACCCACUCGAUGCCGUUCUGGUUCAGUGAUACAGAGUCACGAGAUGUGUCGACAAUGUACAUUCAGGAGGAUUUUGCGUUCAAAAGCUUUGCGGCUGAAGAAUUCUCGGCUCUUGAGCUAUCCUACAGUGACAGUAACGUGACGAUGCUGGUGCUGUUGCCUAACAAUCGCGAUGGAUUAGCAUCAUUGGAGGAGAGACUUCCGAGUAUUGACCUAAUCGAUCUUCGAAAUCAACUGAAAAUAAGCGAAGUCAAAGUAUAUCUCCCCAAAUUCAAAAUCGAUUUCUCGCUCGAUCUUAAGGACGUUCUGACAACACUUGGCAUGGGACGAAUGUUCAGUGGCGAAGCUGAGUUUCCUGGUUUGCUGGAGUCUGAUGGAGUUCUUAAAGUUUCAAAGGCCGUUCAUAAAGCAUUCAUCGAAGUGAAUGAAGAAGGUAUCGAGGCAGCAGCCGCUACAGGAAUCCGAUUGUUGCUGCACUCGGGCUGGCACUCACUGCAACCGGUAGUGGAGUUCAAGGCAGAUCAUCCAUUUAUAUAUGUCCUGAUGUCUCAGGAUAAGGGAGUCUAUUUCAUAGGGAAAGUGACGAACCCAAAUUUCCUGCCAGAAUGGCCUCCUAACAGGUUUGGGACUCGUAGUGUGACCAACCAAUUGACCGAUUCAGACGAGUUUGUGCAAAAGUCCAACGAGUUCGCAUUCCACCUGUAUCAGCAAGUGAGUGCACAAGCGGGUGACGAAAAUGUAGCCCUUUCUCCAGUUUCGAUCGGUGCCUGUCUGUCACUGGCCGCCAUGGGAGCGGGGGGAGAAACGGCUGACGAAAUAUUUAGUGGACUGCGGUGCGGCAAAGCCGAUCAGAAGCAACAGGUUGCCCAAUGGUACGGACGGCUAAUGCAUCGGCUGGCAGAUGAUGAAUCUAUCGACGUAGCCAACAAGGUGUACGUUGCACUGGUUUUAGUAAACGGUACAUUUCUGUUCAGUAACAUUGUGAAACGUUCCUUCGAAGAGAUCGCCUCCUACAGCUUCCGAUCGGACGUCGAAAGGAUCAAUUUCGAUUGGAAUGAGUCCGCUGCAAAAUGGAUCAACAAUGGUGUGGCAAAAUAUACGUGGAACAAAGUUAAGGAUCUCAUCGAUGGCGAGGCGCUGGACAAUCUGACUCGUAUAGUACUAGUGUCAUCAGUACAUUUUCACGCGAGAUGGAAACAUCAUUUCGAACCAUUCGAUACCCAUCCAAUGCCAUUCUGGUUCAGUGAUACAGAAUCACGUGAUGUGCCGAUGAUGCACAUUGCAGAGAACUUUCUAUUCCGCAACUUUGAGGCCAAAGGAUUCUCCGCACUGGAGCUAGCCUUCGAGGGCAGUGACGUAACGAUGUUGGUGCUGCUGCCACACAAAUACGACGGACUAGCAGCAUUGGAGGAGAAUCUAGCGAGCCUUAACUUAGUCGAGCUUCGUAGUAAACUGGCAGGAGGUGAUGUGGCCGUCCAUCUUCCUAAAUUUAAAAUCGAUGUCUCACUCGACCUUAAGAACGUUCUGACAAUACUUGGCAUGAGACGAAUGUUCACUGAUGAGGCUGAGUUUCCUAAUUUGCUCGAAUCAAAUGAAACGUUCAAGGUUUCGAAGGCGAUCCAUAAAGCAUUCAUCGAGGUGAAAGAGGACGGUAUCGAGGCAGAAUACUUGCCAAGUAAGUGAAAUGGAACUAUGUUUUGUGCGGGACGGUACCCGACGCCACCGUUAUUGGUUUUCAAGGCAGAUCAUCCAUUUAUAUAUCUGCUCUCGUCAGAGGAUAAGGGCGUCUAUUUAAUUGGAAAAGUGACGAACCCUGGUUAA